This is a messenger RNA of Dreissena polymorpha, 1956 nucleotides long. Its product is annotated as fructose-bisphosphate aldolase-like. The coding region runs from base 182 to 1273 and encodes 363 amino acids. Gene Ontology annotation, molecular function: fructose-bisphosphate aldolase activity. NCBI's taxonomy places the organism in Eukaryota, Metazoa, Mollusca, Bivalvia, Myida, Dreissenidae. The record is from RefSeq and is a predicted model, not a curated record. The transcript has 9 exons. Gene Ontology annotation, cellular component: cytosol. Gene Ontology annotation, biological process: glycolytic process; fructose 1,6-bisphosphate metabolic process.
UUUGCAGAGAAGUAGCGUCCCUUAGUUGUCAUCAACCGGAAGUGAAAGUCUAGCGUCCUUGGCAUUGGUACAACCUUCACCUUCUUGAUUGACAGCAAGCCGACAGGAGAUCAAGUUCUUCGAAAAACUAAUUCUUAUUUCUUUCCUGAAAAGGUCUUCUUACGCCCCUACACACCCAGACAUGCCACUGUUUCCACAGUAUCUGACCCCUGAGCAGGAAGAUGAACUCCGCCAGAUUGCCAAUCAGAUUGUGGCACCUGGAAAAGGAAUUCUGGCUGCUGAUGAAUCAACAGGUUCAAUGGGCAAGAGACUGGAACCAAUUGGUGUGGAAAACAAUGAGGAAAACCGCAGACGUUACCGUGAAUUGCUGUUCACAACUGAUGCUUGCAUUGCUGAAAACAUCAGUGGUGUGAUUAUGUACCAUGAAACCUUCUACCAGAAAGCAAAAGAUGGCACUCCAUUCACCAAGAUUCUGCUGCAGAGAGGAAUCCUGCCGGGUAUCAAGGUGGACAAAGGCAUUGUCCCCCUUGCUGGCACUGAUGAUGAAUGCACAACCCAGGGUCUGGACGGGCUGUCUGAGCGCUGCGCCCAGUACAAGAAGGACGGUGCCCAGUUUGCCAAGUGGCGCUGCGUUCUGAAGAUCGGCUCCCACAAUCCGUCCUACCAGGCCAUGCUGGAGAACGCCAACGUGCUCGCAAGAUACGCCAGCAUCUGCCAACAGAAUGGACUGGUGCCAAUUGUGGAGCCAGAAGUGCUUCCCGACGGCACACAUGACCUGUACACAGCACAGAAAGUCACAGAACAGGUGCUGGCGUUUACAUACAAGGCGCUUGCUGACCACCACGUGUUCCUUGAAGGCACCUUGCUGAAGCCCAACAUGGUGACCGCUGGCCAGUCAUGCACCACCAAGUUCACGGCCAAUGAUAUUGCUAAGGCCACGGUCACUGCACUCAGCAGGACUGUUCCACCUGCAGUCACAGGAGUUACAUUCCUGUCUGGGGGUCAGUCAGAAGAGGAUGCAUCCAUCAACUUGAGUGCUAUCAAUGCAUUCAGCGGACGCAAACCCUGGGCUCUCACGUUCUCGUAUGGGCGUGCUCUCCAGGCCAGCGUGUUGAAGGCCUGGCAAGGCAAAGAAGAGAAUGUUAAGGCUGCACAGAAUGAACUCAUCAUGAGGGCCAAGGCCAAUGGACUGGCUGCCCUGGGACAGUACAAAGGGGAUGUCAAGAGUGCGGCUGCAGGACAGUCGUUGUUUGUAGAGAAACACGCUUAUUAAGAGACAUGUUCAAAAGAACUUUUAAACAAAAAACUUAGUGAAAUUGAACAAUUUGUUUUCCUAUGUGUUGUAAUAUGCUUUUUAUCUGAUACAUAAUAUUGCAUAUUCAAUUUUUGUAUAUUUCCCAAACAACUUAUUUCUUAAGGUAAUAUAGAACAAAAGUUUGUAAAUUGUAUAGCUCUUUCAUCUAAUGUAAUAAAACACAUGUACUAAUUAGAUGUUUUUAUUAAACAUUAGCCAAACCAUCUAAUGUUUAUAUAUUGCUUUUACACAAAUUAUCUCUCACAUUGGGUCAAAUCUCUGUAUUAUUUUAUUUUCACUGACCCCAUGCUUUGAUAUGGUGCAUGUCCUUUUUUCUGUUGAAUCCUUUUCAAAAAUACUGUCUAAGCAUAUUUUCUUAAGCAAUUAAAAGUAUUUUAUGUGUCCUUUAGCUGUACCUGCUAUGUUUACAAUAUCUAGUACAGACAUAUUGUUUGUCAACUGCAUUAGUUUUAUGUUGGUGUGAUACUUCAGUUUAAAUUUAUCAUUAAAAUUUAUGAACUUUUAAUGCUUCAGUAUUAAUGCUUAAAAAAUGUUUGUAAGUAAUCUAGUUUGAAUUUUAGAUGUAAACAAUUCUAUCUUGAAAUAAUUUUCAAUAAUGUAUAAUACUCGUUUAAACAAAGAUCAAUUUAUUUGUUGUUUUA